CCAUAAAUUUUCGACGCAGUGUUCCUGAUAAUUUUGGAAUUUCGGGUUUCUAACCGAAAUUAUUUAAAACAUUCGUGAUUUAUUAAGUUUUUAGUUUUGUAACUUUUUACAAUAAUCAAAUCAAUUACAUAAUUUAGGGAUUAGAAAGUAGUGAUUGAUUUGACUGUUGUAGUGAAACAAAUUUCAAACGUUCCAGUCUGAAGUGUGUAGCUAGCACGGCAUAACUGUCAAUCUGGGUGUAGAAAUUUAUUUUGUAAUUUUCACCGGUUCAUAUGUGUAAUUUCCGAAUGUGUUAGACAAAUAUUGAAUAAACGUUCAUUGCGAAAUAAUGUUCUAUAGUGUAUGUGGUGCAUAAAUCAGUGCGAAAAUGGAUGACGGUAGCGUGAAGAUCCAGUCUGGAAUUAACAUCAACAUAAAACGAACAGAUGGCCGGAUCCACUCGGCGAUCGUAUCCGGGGUCAACCUGGAGACGCGCUCGGUCACCGUGGAGUGGUACGAGCGCGGCGAGACGAAAGGCAAGGAGGUGGAGAUCGACGCCAUCUUGGCGCUCAAUCCCGAGCUGGCCGGCACCCGCCACCACACGCCGCACCUCCAGCCCAUGCCCAACAAACUCGCGAGGGACAUGACGCGACAAUCCAUCCCUGUGGCGACUAAAGCGCCAUCUCGAGUCACCCGCAACAACCAGAUGCGGUUGUCGAACGCAGGCGGCGCAUACACCAACGGCCACGGGGGCGACACGACGGGGCGGCGCGGCGCCGAGAACGUGCCGCCGCCGCAGCCGCAGCCGCAGCAGCCGCCGCCCAACUCUAGGGUCACGCAGCAGUUCACAGCACCAAGCACGGGCGUACCAGGUGCGCGGGCAGCCGGUGUAUCAAGCACAGUAUCGGUACCCCAUGCGGUGGCGUCGGGCGCGGUGCGGCGCUCCAACGUCGUGAAAGAAGUGGAGCGGCUCAAAGAGAACCGGGAGAAGCGCCGCCAGAGGCAGGCCGAGCUCAAGGAGGAGAAGGAUGAACGCCAGGAAGAGCUCAAGGAGGAGAAAGUACGUCUUGUCAUUCUAGAAACUUUUACCCCUUAG
Molecule: messenger RNA, 1075 nt
Organism: Ostrinia nubilalis (European corn borer)
Lineage: Eukaryota; Metazoa; Arthropoda; Insecta; Lepidoptera; Crambidae
Gene: Klp10A
Product: kinesin-like protein Klp10A
Exons: 6
Coding region: 368-1075 (235 amino acids)
Source: RefSeq, a predicted model, not a curated record